UAGUUUUGUGUUUCGUGAUUUGUUGAAAAUUGAAAUCAGGAAAAGGAAAAGAAAAUCAGUGGAAUGGUGUAUGCUUCAAGUUGACGCUGCGUUGCAGCUGUCAUAGUUAAAUAAAAUAAAAUUCAAAAACUGAAUUCCAAAUUUUCGAACCAGAACCAGUAAAAGCAUUUUGUAUUGUAAUUCUUGUAGCAGUUGUUUGGUGUAUUAGAAAAUGGCAAGAGGACAGCAGAAACUCCAAUCUCAAGCCAAAGCGGCCGAACGCGCGGCGAAGGCGAAAAAACAGCAAGGACAUAGCGCUACUGACCAGAAAAAAGCUGCUCAAAAAGCCCUAGUGCACGUUUGUGCUGUUUGCAAAGCUCAGAUGCCUGACCCAAAAACCUACAAACAGCACUUUGAAAAUAAACAUCCCAAAAACGAGGUGCCUCCCGAACUUAAGGAUGUGUAACCGUCGGGGAAAGCCAACUAUAAUUACAGAUGGUGUUUGAUUGUUUUAAUUAAGCACAACUACGAUUUGUUCCAUCAUUUUGUAUUCGUUAUUACUUCUCAUAUAUUUAAUGAUUUGACUUACAUAAAUCUGCGUAUGAAUUAUUUGGGCUUUGGUUUUUAAGUUUUCCGUUUUUCAAUAGCUGUAAUUAUAAUUUUAGGGAUUUAUAGUACAUCUUUUUAUUCUCCCUUUUUAUUUCUAGCGUAGGAUAAACACGAACAAUAAAUUUACAUGCCAUUUCGAUUUGAUCGUUAAUACUAGUUAAAAAAUAAUCUAACUGGAAACUAAGUAUUGAAAAAAUUACCAAAAUGGAAAACUAAUAAAAAAAUUCAAAAGCAAUUUUGACUGAGUCGAACUUCAUUGAAAUACACUUUGUACCUGAACGAUUAGCCUUUAUUUUCUAUUCAAAUUCCUGGCAGUGUGUGACACAUCGUGAGGAAACAGAGAGAAUUUAAUUGCAUAAAAAUAAUUCAUCGCUAACACAAAAAAGUUUAUUUUUCAAAUUCCAAGAGAAUUUAAAAAUAGAAAUAAAAAAUAUACAUAAUUAAAUACAACUUAACAAUACAAUUCAUUCGAAACAAUCAAAAAACAAGCAAACAAACCUAUAACUGAACCUGACUGCCAAAAUUUCAUUAAAAAAUUAUGCACGUACGGUAUAUAUAUUUUGAGAAAAUGCUUCAUUAACAAAGUACGGUAUAAUAUACAAUUACGUCACAUCUACGAAAUUUUAAAUUAUUGGUGUAUACAGGGCGUUUAAAAAAAUUAAUACUACUUAUUUGACCACUCAAUCGUUUUGUCGAAAGAACGAUUGUCGAAUAGAUACAUAAAUAUCACAAGAAAAUACUAGGCGAAUUUAUUAUUUUUUUGAUAAAUAAUUACAACUUAGUUUAAUUAUAAUGCUCCAGUAUUGCCACGUGUAAAUGUUCACAAAUUAUAAAAAUGCUUGUUUUCGAAAAAUUUUAUUUCAGAGGACAAAACUUUUUUCCAAUAUUGCACAAUUGUACCAUUUACUCGCAGCGUUCUGGGCAAAUUUUGUUUAUUUACAAUCCCCUGUACCACUGACAAUUUCACCAAUAUUCAAGAUUAUUAAAAAUAUUUAAGUAGUAAAUAAUUACGAGAAUAUUAAAUCUACGUCAUGGAAUUUAGAAAUGUCACGAUUUUUCUUAAUUGUUCUUGUCAAAUUAAUUAAAAAAAAUUCUGGCAAACCUUAGAGGGUACUCGGGAAAAAAUAAUAGAAAAGCUUUCAUUUUUGCAUCAUUCCAGAACACCCUAUAUAAAGAGAAAGAUGUAUAUGACUACAUAUAAGAUUAUUAUACAUAUAUAAGAAAUUACGUAUCCACAACUCAAAUUAUAACAGAAUGUUUGCUAUUUACUACUCUAAUUAAUAUAAACAAUUUACCGUCCAAAAAAUGACUUUAAACACCUUAAAUGAAUUAUAAUAUAUAGAACAUCCAUUUAAUGCUAUUUAUAUUAUAUGUUAUAAAUUUUAAACCACUACUUGAUUAUAAACGAAUUCAAUAAAUAAAAACUCGAACACAAUUAAGGUGUUAUUUGUACAAAUCUAAUUUUUCAAUAAUUUUGAAAAUUAAUGACUUUGUUAAUAAAAUUGGCGAUUGUUAAAUGAUAGUAAAAACGAUAAAUUACAUUAAAAAAAGUAUUUGCAAAUAUGUAUAUAAUAUAUAAAUACUAUAUGUACCACAUCCACUCUAACAAACACUACUCGAUGUAUAUAGAGGAUCUUUUGCAGAGAGGCUUAAAUGAAUUUACGCGAAACAAAUUAUACUGCAAUAAACAGAACAUGUAUACAAUUACCAUAAAAAAUAUGCAAUGAAAGCUCAUUGUAAAAAAUCCUGUAUACGUGUAUAAAUAUAAAUAUAUCUGAUAACUUUUUUCACAAUGUGGUUUGCUGUUUUAAAUGUCCAAGUUUCCCUUUGACUUCAUGAAAAUUUGGUCUCUUUUCAGGGUUCAAAUCCCACGCCUG
Phyllotreta striolata is the source of this 2465-nucleotide messenger RNA. Lineage: Eukaryota; Metazoa; Arthropoda; Insecta; Coleoptera; Chrysomelidae. The record is from the annotation of a GenBank genome assembly.